Messenger RNA from Calliphora vicina (urban bluebottle blowfly), 4023 nucleotides. Its product is annotated as mucin-2-like. Gene Ontology annotation, cellular component: extracellular region. Gene Ontology annotation, molecular function: chitin binding. The transcript has 2 exons. Lineage: Eukaryota; Metazoa; Arthropoda; Insecta; Diptera; Calliphoridae. The record is from RefSeq and is a predicted model, not a curated record. Bases 1 to 4023 code for a protein of 1340 amino acids.
AUGCUGUUAAUUGUACGAAUUAGUGCUGUAUUGUGUUUAGUGGUGGCAGCAGUUGAAGCUUUAACUGUAACACAACUCUGCAAAAGUAGAAAUAUCGGCUAUAAAUUGCAAGAUCCUGAAGAUUGCCACAGUUUCUAUGUGUGUCUGGGAAGUUGGGGAGAAUUUAAUGGGAAUUGUGCUGCAGGCUAUCGCUUCAAUGAAACUCAACAGAAAUGCAUAAAAGGCAAAUGUCCACCAUGUCCCUGUUUAACGAAUGCUUAUGACAAUAGUGUGGAAACAACAGGAUAUAUUCCGGCUGUGCCAGUACUAUUUCUACCACACACCAGUAACAAUACACAACCAGCAGUGGCGGUAUUAUCUGAGGCUGCAUUAAGAGAGAUUUCUUUGAAAUUCAAUAAUGAAAGUUUAAUACCAACCUUUAAUAUAAUAUCUCUGGCAAUCUCUUCAUCUUCAUCACCAUUAAAUAAUUCGUCAAAUUCCGCUGAGUUGCAAAGUGGAUAUUUUGCUCAGAAUCAGACAUUGUUUAGUUCAAGCGGACAUUUAUUAGAUGAUCUGAAGGCGAAAAAUUCCACAAAGCUUAAUAAUUCCAUUUUGAAUUCCACUGCAUCAUCAGAAGUGAAUGUUGUUAACACAACUGCCAAGUUAUUAAGAGGCAGAGUCACUAAUUUUGAUGCUUAUAAUUUAACAGCAUUAUUGAUGGGAGACUUAAACCAACAACUGUUAUUUUCAACAUCUACUAAAUCUUCCGAAAAUGCAAGUACACCGGCAUCAUUCACUGAAUUAUCAAAGACUACGGAAUUACCAACUGAAACCACUACAGAAACAACAACAUCAUCAGCUAUAGAAACAUCCUCUGAAUCUGCAACACAAACACCAAGUAUAACUGAUUCGACUACACUAACGACAGACUCAGAAUCGCCAGCUGAACCUACCACCCAAACGACAGAAUCAUCAUCAAGCACUCCAGGACCAUCCCCAACUACAGUUUCAUCCGCUUCUGCCACAGACUUGCCAGCUGAACCUACUACCCAAAUGACAGAAUCAUCAACUGACACCACUACAGAAACGACAACAUCUUCAGCAAUAGAAACAUCCACUCAAUCUAUCACAAAUCCAAACACUCCAGGAGCUUCCCAAACUACCGUUUCAGCCGAUUCUAUCACAGAUUCGCCAGCUGAACCUAAUACCCAAGCGACAGAAUCAUCAACUGACACCACUACAGAAACGACAACAACUUCAGCAAUAGAAACAACCUCUCAAUCAAUUGCAAAUUCAAGCACUCCAGGAUCUUCCACAACUACAGUUUCAUACGAUUCUGCCACAGACUCGCCAGCUGAACCUAAUACCCAAACGACAGAAUCAUCUACAGAAACGACAACAUCUUCAGCAAUAGAAACAUCCACUCAAUCUAUCACAAAUUCAAGCACUCCCGAACCUUCCAACACUACAGUUUCAGCAGAUUCUGCCACAGAUUCGCCAGCUGAACCUACUACCCAAACGGCAGAAUCAUCAACUGAAACGACAACAUCUUCAGUAAUGGAAACAUUCACUCAAUCUAUCCCAAAUUCAAGCACUCCAGGAUCAUCCCCAACUACAGUUUCAUCCGCUUCUGCCACAGACUCGACAGCUGAACCUACUACCCAAACGACAGAAUCAUCAACUGAUACUAUUACUGAAACGACAACAACUUCAGCAAUAGCAACAUCCACUCAAUCUAUCCUAAAUUCAAGCACUCCAGGAUCUUCCACAACUACAGUUUCAGCCGAUUCUGCCACAGAUUCGCCUACUGAAUCUACUACCCAAACGACAGAAUCAUCAACCGAAACCAAUACAGAUACGACAACAUCUUUAGCAAUAGAAACAUCCACUCAAUCUAUCGCAAAUUCAAGCACUCCAGGAUCUUCAACAACUACAGUUUCAGGCGAUUCUGCAACAGAUUCGCCAGCUAAACCAACUACUCAAACGACAGAAUCAUCAACUGAUACUACAGAGACGACAACAUCUUCAGGAAUAGAAACACCAACUCAAUCUAUACCAAAUUCAAGCACUCCAGGAUCAUCCACAACUACAGUUUCAGCCGAUUCUGCCACAGAUUCGCCAGCUGAACCUACUACUCAAACAACAGAAUCAUCAACUGAUACAACUACUGAAACGACAACAUCAUCAGGAAUAGAAACAUCCACUCAAUCUAUCACAAAUACAAGCACUCCAGGACCUUCCACAACUACAGUUUCAGGCGAUUCUGCCACAGAUUCGCCAGCUGAACCUACUACUCAAACAACAGAAUCAUCAACUGGUACUACUAUAGAGACGACAACAUCUUCAGGAAUAGAAACAUCCACUCAAUCUAUCACAAAUUCAAGCACUCCAGGAUCAUCCACAACUACAGUUUCAGCCGAUUCUGCCACAGAUUCGCCAGCUGAACCUACUACUCAAACAACAGAAUCAUCAACUGAUACAACUACUGAAACGACAACAUCAUCAGGAAUAGAAACAUCCACUCAAUCUAUCACAAAUACAAGCACUCCAGGACCUUCCACAACUACAGUUUCAGGCGAUUCUGCCACAGAUUCGCCAGCUGAACCUACUACUCAAACAACAGAAUCAUCAACUGGUACUACUAUAGAGACGACAACAUCUUCAGGAAUAGAAACACCAACUCAAUCUAUACCAAAUUCAAGCACUCCAGGAUCAUCCACAACUACAGUUUCAGCCGAUUCUGCCACAGACUCGCCAGCUGAACCUACUACUCAAACGACAGAAUCAUCAACUGAUACUACAGAGAUGACAACAACUUCAGGAAUAGAAACAUCCACUCAAUCUAUCGCCAAUUCAAGCACUCCAGGAUCAUCCACAACUACAGUUUCAGGCGAUUCUGCAACAGAUUCGCCAGCUGAACCUACUACCCAAACGACAGAAUCAUCAACCGAAACCAAUACAUAUACGACAACUUCUUCAGCAAUAGAAACAUCCACUCAAUCUAUCGCUAGUUCAAGCACUCCAGGAUCUUCCACAACUACCGCUUCUGCCACAGACUCGCCAGCUGAACCUACUACCCAAACGACAGCAUCAUCAACUGAUACCACAACAGAAGCGCCAACAUCAUCUCAAACGGCCACGAAAAUACCAAAUGAAACUACAACACAGCAACCAAUAGAAUCAACACGAAAAACCACAACUACACAAGACACGAUUGCACCAACUACAGAAGCUACAUUACCACCGAACAUAGAACCUACUAAUGCACCUUCGACAAAGCCUACGUCGCCACCAUCAACUGAGCCCACACCCACACCAGAAUCAACUACAGGAGCUACAUCGGAAUCAACGACAACAACAACAACAGCUACAUCUACAUCGGAACCAACGACAACAAAAGCUACAUCAACCUCAACGCUACCAACAACUACCACCACAACAACUACAUGUGCUACAAAACCAAUAACUACAACCUGUAAACAAUCCACUACAGCAGCAAAUCAAAUCAUGCACCACAGCAACAAUGAAAAUGCCGGCUUAAAUUCAAUAUGUGCUAAUCAUGAGGAUGGUUAUUUCGUUAAAGAUCCCAGACAGUGUAAUAAAUAUUAUACCUGCUACAAACGUCAGGCCUAUCCGCAACUUUGUCCUGGCCAAUUCUUAUUCGAUGACAAAUUGAAAAUGUGCAAUUAUCCCGAUGCAGUCGAUUGCCAAGAAUAUUAUAAAAAACCAAUUACCAAAAUUAUGCCAGCUUCUUCUACUCAUAGGCCCAAGCCUAAAAAGCCAACAACAAUUUCAACGAAUGUUUUACAGGAUCAGAAGGCCACAACCAAGAUAACGACUCUGAAUUCAUCGCUUAACCUUAAACCGGAAGACUGCAGUUACCUAAAGAGCGGUACUUUUGUGCGAGAUAACAGAAACUGUAACAAAUACUAUGUUUGCUUGAACGGUUAUGCUGUUGCUCUAUAUUGUCCGCGUGGCCAAUAUUUCGAUAUCCAGGGUCUGGUUUGUAAUUUUAAGGCUUUGGUGAAAAAUUGUUCUAAUUGA